AUGGCCUGGGUGAUGGUGGUGUACGUGGCGGCAGCUGGGCUUUUCUUCGUAUGCACCAACCGCAUGACAUUUCCGAUUCGAAUUCUUGUCCGGAUCUUCGAGCUCUACGACAAGUGGGGAGAACCCAACACCGUUCAGCUUUGCGGGAACAUGAAGCUGGCUCUUCAUGUGGGGCUGCACCGCAACGUGCUGUGGCAGGCGUACGGCACCAACGCGAGCCUGAAGGCGGCAGUUUUCUCGGUACUCUCUCGACUUGAACCUGGCGACGACUACACGCAGGUUUUGCUCGUCGCGCGGAGUUUACAAGACGUGUUUGAUCUCUCUGCACGUUUCCAGACGUUCGCUGACGUUACCGGCACAACUAUCACGGUUUUGAAGGCGCUCGGAAGCCACUGGGAAGAAGAGGUGCAAGCGCAGGUGGUCAUCGGCACCGCCUCGACGCUCUCCAUCCUUCUGGAUAGAGCCAUUGUCAACCCGGCCAAUGUACAGGCAUUCGUGGUUCACCUCGGCUACGACGAAUCAACGGGGGAGACCCGUAGUCCGUAG
Ectocarpus siliculosus is the source of this 546-nucleotide messenger RNA. The record is from the annotation of a GenBank genome assembly. Lineage: Eukaryota; Phaeophyceae; Ectocarpales; Ectocarpaceae.